Cuscuta europaea is the source of this 1626-nucleotide messenger RNA. The record is from the annotation of a GenBank genome assembly. Lineage: Eukaryota; Viridiplantae; Streptophyta; Magnoliopsida; Solanales; Convolvulaceae.
CAAAUCUUCAACACUGUAAAAAACCACAACCAAACGACGCUUAAGGAUAUCUACUCCAUUUUUAUAUUCCAAAAACAAAAAUCAAAACCAAAAGCAAAUACCACUUGCACCGACUUCCAGCUUCCGCGAUCCGUAACUGUCACUGGUGAACUCUUCCCCCCACGAAAAGUUGAUCAGUUGACGGCGGAAAAUGCACGCGAAAACUGAUUCGGAGGGCACCAGCUUGGCGCCAUCUUCGCCGGACAACAGCCGAAGACCGGUGUACUACGUGCAGAGUCCGUCGCGCGACUCUCACGAUGGGGAGAAGACUACAAUGUCGUUUCAUUCCACACCCGUGCUCAGCCCCACUGGAUCGCCCCCGCGCUCUUCCGUCGGCCACCACUCCCGGGAGUCGUCCUCCACCCGCUUCUCCGGCUCUCUAAAGCCCGGAUCCAGGAAGGUCAACCCUAACGGCGCUGGAUCUGGCGCCGGCGGACAGAACCGGAAGGGGCAGAAGCCUUGGAAGGAGUGCGAUGUGAUUGAGGAGGAAGGCCUUCUCGAAGAGGACAGCUAUCGCAAAUCCCACCCUCGCCGGUGCUAUUUUCUGGCAUUUAUUCUCGUCUUCGUCCUUCUAUUCUCCAUGUUUGCUCUCAUUCUCUGGGGCGCCAGUAAGCCCCAAAAACCUAAAAUCUCCAUGAAGAGUAUCACAUUCGAGAGCUUCGCAAUUCAAGCUGGUUCUGACCAUACAGGAGUGAGCACCGACAUGAUCUCCAUGAAUUCAACUCUGAAGUUUCUUUACCGCAACACUGCUACAUUUUUCGGCGUCCAUGCUGCUUCAUCCCCUAUUCAUCUCUCAUACUCAGAAAUCACAAUUGGCUCUGGAACAGUGGAGAAAUUCUAUCAAUCAAGAAAGAGCCAGAGGACAUUAGGUGUAUCAGUGGUAGGAAAUAAGAUUCCGUUGUAUGGGAGUGGAGCGAGUUUGACUACAACACCAGCAGGGGCGACAACUCAGCCUGUGCCGCUGAAACUGAACAUGGUGGUCAAAUCAAGAGCGUAUGUCUUGGGAAAAUUGGUCAAACCCAAGUUUACCAAACAGAUCGAGUGUUCUAUCGUUCUCGAUACCACAAAGCUCAAUCACCCCAUUUCCCUGAAGAAUGCCUGUACAUAUGCUUGACAAACAGACGUUUCAUGGCGGGUGGAGUUGCUUUUUCUUUUGAGGGCAGCUAAAUGGGUGGUGGGCACAUGGAAGUUUCCAUCCUGAUUCCUGGGUUACACUGCUUCACUACUGGUACUGAUAAUGGAAAACACUGCCUGGCUGAGUUUGAGGGUGAGGUGCAGGAGCAGUUAUAUUGAAACCAUUUUUCAUACUUGUUAAUGUUGAAAUAUACAUUUCUUUCAUUCAUAUUUGUAAUAUUCGUAUAAUAACUUUGUAUGCCAUUUUAUCAUGUACCAAUGUACCACCAAAUUCAAUGGGGUGUAGUAUAUUUUGAACUGUAUAUCAUAUACAAAUACGGAGUAAUAAUAGGUAAUGGUGACACUCCUCAGUCCGGCAGUCCCCGUUUUCUUUACGUUAUAGUUCCUUUUUUUUUCUGAAAGGCAAAACAAUUUUAAUUGCAGAAAGUGAAUUGAUCAACGUCUUUUUGCAAC